CUGCAGAGCAAGAGAAAUAUCAGCAUUUUGACAGAUGCAUUAACAGAGAAGCCCAGUAGGGGUUUGCGGCCUUUGAAGAAAAAUUCUGAAGGGAAAUACCUCAGCGCGUCCCUGCGCCUCAGUAACAACAACAUCAGUGACCUAUACGGCCUCCAGAGGACUGUCAGCCACUUCCUUGCUGAGCCAUCAAAUCUGGCCUGGUUGGAUCUGUCCUUCAACAAAAUCACACAUAUAGACCAGGCUCUGUGUGAGCUACAUGAACUGCGUGUCUUAUAUCUUCACGGAAACAACAUUUCUGUCCUGUCUGAGGUGGACACGUUGGCAGUGCUACCACAUCUUCACUCCAUCACUCUACAUGGAAAUCCAGUGGAAACCAACAAAACCUACAGGAAUCGUGUGAUUGCUGCUUUGCCUCGGUUAAAAACUAUGGACUUCAGUGGGGUGACGCAACAGGAUCGAAUCAUGGCAAAAAUCUGGCAUGGAGGCAACAUCCGCAGUGGUGCCAGCAAAGAGACUGCUGGAUCCUCCUCAAAGUAG
Molecule: messenger RNA, 537 nt
Organism: Menidia menidia (Atlantic silverside)
Lineage: Eukaryota; Metazoa; Chordata; Actinopteri; Atheriniformes; Atherinopsidae
Source: the annotation of a GenBank genome assembly